AUGGUCAACGUUCAAUCGCUUAUCGCCGUCGCUACUUUGGCGGCCACCGCUGCCUCGGCUAACGUCCAAUGUAUCUUCAAGGGCAAAGUCCUCGCUGAAUCUGUCGACUCGGAAACCGGGGUCUGCCCUUGGCCCAUCCCUGACGAUUUGCCCGUCAACUUCAAGUACACUUCGCCCGAAGAAUACUUGGUCGACGCCUACUACUGGAAGGGUGAUGACAAGUACUGGAACGACAUCAGAAAUGAAGGUCGUAUCAUCAACCUCCCCAUGGCGCAAAUCGUCAACAAGAAGUUGACUGGUUUCUUCCACGUCCACAAGGAAAAGACCCCCGAUGCCAAUUCGACCUUGCUGUUGAGAAAGAGAUUGUUCAAGGAAGAGUACCUCAUCAAGAGAGACGAAAUCGACGACUUCAUCACCAACGAAGUCCAAACUGAAGACGGUGAAGAAGUUCCCGAUGACUCUAUUAACGACUUUGAAUUCCCUCCCGCUGUUGAAUCGUCGUCUUCUGAAGAACCCACUUCUACUGAUGCUUCCGACAAAGCUUCGGCCACUGGUUCCGACGAAGCUUCCGCUACUGGCUCUGACGAAGGUUCCGCUACCGGCUCUGCUGAAGCCACUGAAGGUUCUGCUACUGGCUCUGCUGAAGCCACCGAAUCUGGUGAAGGUUCUGCCACCGGCUCUGCCGAAGCCACUGAAGGUUCGGCCACUGGUUCCGCUGAAGCCACCAAAUCUGGUGAAGGUUCUGCCACCGGCUCUGCUGAAGCCACUGAAGGCUCGGAAGAACCUAUUGAAACCAUCACCACUACCCAGAUCCACACCAAGACCGAAACCAUCAUCAAGUGUGACGACAACAAGUGCCACACCACCACCCAAAAGCAGACCCAAGGCCCCGUCACCACCACCGACGAACAAGGUAAGACCAUCACCACUACCGAAUGGUGUGCUCAAGAAACCGUGAUCAUUGAAACUUACGACGAACAAUGCGGUUGCUCGAAGAAGGUGCCUGCCACUGAAGGUGUUGUUACCACCACCAUCUACAAGAGCCAAAAGCCCCAAGUUGUCGAAGUGAUCACCUGGUGCCCCGUGCCUUCGCAAGUCAUUGUCACUGAAACCGUGUGCUACAACAACAAGUGCCACCAAACCGAAGUCGUUGCUACUCCUACCAACACCAAGCAGGAAAACAACGCUCAAGUGACUGACUACCACCCCGUCGACCAAUUCGAACACCCCACCCAGGGUCAAAAAACCAUCACCGUCACUGUGUGCCACAACAACCAAUGCGAAACCUCGGUCGUUCCUUGUGAAACUCAAACCCAAGUUACCCAAUCCGGUAACCAAAUCAUCACUUUGACUUCGACCGUCCCCGUUUACGUCACCACCCUCAGCUCGGGUGAAAAGCCCCCUGCUGGCCACACCACCUACGUCGCCGCUAACCCUGCUCCCACUGGAGCUGCUCCUGCUCCCACUCAAGCCGCCCCUGCUCCUACCCACGGUGCUCCUGAAGCUGCACCUGAAGGCCAACACCCUCAAGUGAUCACCACCACUGUGUACUGCAACGGUGAAGCUUGUCAACCGGCCCCCACCAACGGCGCCCCCAUCCCUGAAGGUGCUCACCCUCAAGUGAUCACUACCACCGUCACCGCUGCCCCUGAACAACAACCUCAACCUCAAGGUGAAAAGCCUCAAAAGCAACCUCAACAACAAGGUGAACAAACUACUUUGGCUGGCGAAGAAAGACCUGCUCCUCUUACCACUAAAGGUCCUCAAGUGGAAGGCCCUGCUCCCGCCCCUGCUGCUCCUACUUCGUUGCAAUCGCAAACCGUUGAAUCUAAGCCCACUUCGCCCGUGAUCACUGGCUACGAAGGUGCUGCCUCCGGCUUGUCGGUUGCCAAGGGCUUGAUUGCUCUUGCUUGCGCUGCUCCUCUCUUCUUGUAA
Diutina rugosa is the source of this 1935-nucleotide messenger RNA. RefSeq lists its product as uncharacterized. NCBI's taxonomy places the organism in Eukaryota, Fungi, Ascomycota, Pichiomycetes, Serinales, Debaryomycetaceae. Bases 1 to 1935 code for a protein of 644 amino acids. The transcript has a single exon. The record is from RefSeq and is a predicted model, not a curated record.